This is a messenger RNA of Nothobranchius furzeri (turquoise killifish), 2482 nucleotides long. Its product is annotated as carbohydrate sulfotransferase 5. Gene Ontology annotation, molecular function: N-acetylglucosamine 6-O-sulfotransferase activity. Lineage: Eukaryota; Metazoa; Chordata; Actinopteri; Cyprinodontiformes; Nothobranchiidae. Gene Ontology annotation, biological process: N-acetylglucosamine metabolic process; carbohydrate metabolic process; sulfur compound metabolic process. Gene Ontology annotation, cellular component: Golgi membrane; trans-Golgi network. The record is from RefSeq and is a predicted model, not a curated record.
GCUUUUGUUUAAAGAGACUUGCUGCAUGAGAUGAAAAACCUGCUGCGACACUAGCUUGCUUUUGAAACUGUUGUUUGUUUGGAGCUUUCAAGUUUAUGAUCAAAGAAAUAAAAUCAAGUAGAUGUUAGCAAACAUCAGUGAACAACUCAAAGGAAAGCCACCUUUUAGGUGGAUAACCAAGAAGAGGUGAAUAAACAUGCAUUUAGAUCAAACUCGUUAAAAUUUCACCUUAAUGUUAACUUUUUGUUUUUCUUUCCACAGCCAUGAAUUUUUGCUACAGGGCUAACCUCAACACCAUGCUGAUGCUAGUUUUACUGCUGGGGGGGACAGUUAUCAUGUCCUACAGCUGGUACCUUCAUCAAAGUCCUCACAACACUCCCCUCCCUCAAAGAAAAGUUCACGUCUUGUUGCUGUCGUCGUGGCGAUCAGGUUCGUCCUUCCUGGGUCAGGUUUUCAGUCAGCACGCGUCGGUUUUCUAUCUGAUGGAGCCCGGUUGGCACGUGUGGACCAGAGUGCAGAAAUCUGGAGCCCGGCUCCUCCGGAUGGCUGUGAGGGAUUGUCUCCGGAGUCUCUACCAGUGUGACUUCUCAGUGAUGGAUGCCUAUCUCCCAGAAGACCACCGUGUUUCCUCCUUGUUUAUGUGGUAUGAGAGUCGUGCUCUGUGCUCGCCGCCCGCCUGCAACAUCACAGCAACCAAUGAAACUCAGUGUCGUCAGAAAUGUGACGCUCGAGGUCUGCAGAAGGCGGAGCAGGCCUGCAGCACAUACAGUCACGUGGUGUUAAAAGAAACCCGACUGUUUGAGCUGGAGUCCCUUUAUCCUCUUCUGCAAGACCCCAACCUGGAUCUCCGCAUCGUUCAUCUGGUGCGGGACCCGCGGGCCGUGAUGCGGUCAAGAGCGGAGUCAGCUAAGUCCUUAGAGAAAGAUACGGCAACAGCCCUGGAACAACAAAACAUGACUAAAUUUGAAGUUCAGUUCAAAGUGAUGCAGGAGAUCUGCCGGAGCCACGUUCGUAUUUAUGAGACGGCCAUCCUGAAACCACCUCCAUUCCUAAAAGGCCGCUACAAACUGGUUCGCUAUGAAGACGUGGCACGCAACCCGCUGAAGGAGGUCAGGGACAUUUAUGACUUUGUUGGUUUGAAGAUGACUCCAGAGAUGAGUGACUGGAUCUACCAGAAGACCCAUGGAAAAGGAAAAGGGACGGUGAAGGAGGCUUUUCAAGUUGUGUCUAGAAACGCUACCCAGGUCUCUGAGGCGUGGCGCACCAUGCUGCCUCACUUCAAGGUCAAGCGUGUUCAGGAAGCAUGUAAAGAGGCCAUGUCGCUGCUCGGCUACAGGACAGUCCGCAAUAUUAAGGAGCAGAACAAACUAGACGUAGAUCUGUUAGUUCCACGGGAGCCACAUCAGUUCAAGUGGUAACCAGCAGAGAAACGCCCCAAAGGUCAAAGAAAGAACCACCUGCUUCGUGGAGUAGAGCCUCCGCUCACCACAAGGUGGAUUUCUAUGGACACAGAUGACAAUGUACAUUAACACAGAUCAUCUAAGUAAGAGCUCAGGGGUUUGACUAAUUUGACAUAUUUUACAACUGUUGUCCUGUUCAGUGCUUCUCGUAAAACGAGGUUCGUCACAUUGAAAGUUAAAAGAAUCCUGCCGUUUUCAGACGUGACAGAUGUGAGCUCUGACAUGAGGGUCCUGAACGCUCAGAGAUGGGAAAUGGCCUGUGUUUGAACAGGGCCUUCUAGUGCUCUACAGCCACCCAAGGCGCUUUACAAGACAGUCAUUCAGUGCCAAAGCCACCCUGAGACGCGCUGAUGGAAGCUCGGCUGGUGCUGCCGGACCCUUCGACCAAAACCAGCAAAAAUAAAAUGUUUGCAUUAAACCAGUGUAGAUAAAAUGCUGUGAUGUUCGUUUUCAAUUUUUUUCUGUCACCUGUUCCUUACUUUAUUUGCUGCUCAUUUGUUUUUCCCCAUUUUUCCCAAUUAUUAUUAUCAUUAUUUUAUGCUUUCAGUUUUACCUGAUUUUCUUCUGCUUUCAUCGUUUCUGGUAGAGAAAUCGUUUAUGAACUAUUUUUAGGUUUCAGUCCUGCUUUCGUAGAUUCCUGAAGCCUGUUGUUCCAAACUGAACCUGACAUCUCAUCAUCCACAGUAUGCACUGAUUUUCAUCAGACUUCCUGUAAGUUCGGCCUUGCUAAACUGGUUCUUUGACUGGAGCUACGCAUAAAAACAAUCCCAAUUGCUACACUUGCCUUCCCGGUGUUAACAAAAACACAUAAAAAUUCCUACGACGAGUCUUGUGUUCAUUGUCAAAGAGAUGAAGUAAGACAAGGAAGUUUUGAACUGUCAAAAGUUUUUGUGUGUUUAGUGUCUCACAUCACAGUAAAUGCUUCAGACAGAUCACAGCUUUAUGGCUCAAGGUAAUAGUUUAAUUUACAAAAAGGUGCGUGUUUCAUAAAUAUUUCUCAAUAAAAGUAGACAAUAAAACUU